This is a messenger RNA of Dromiciops gliroides (monito del monte), 4300 nucleotides long. It is a transcript of the gene PHKB, whose product is annotated as phosphorylase kinase regulatory subunit beta. NCBI's taxonomy places the organism in Eukaryota, Metazoa, Chordata, Mammalia, Microbiotheria, Microbiotheriidae. Gene Ontology annotation, molecular function: calmodulin binding. Gene Ontology annotation, cellular component: phosphorylase kinase complex. The record is from RefSeq and is a predicted model, not a curated record. Gene Ontology annotation, biological process: glycogen metabolic process. The coding region runs from base 177 to 3521 and encodes 1114 amino acids. The transcript is spliced from 34 exons.
GCAGCAGUGAAGGCGUCGGCGUCGCCGUCGGCGGUAGCAGCAGCGGCGGCCGGUGUAGCCAUGACUGGGGCGAAGGGGCUCAUGGUUGACGUCAGCUGGAAGGUCCUGGAGCGGAGGGCCCGCUCCAAGCGUUCAGUUUAACCUGCGACAUAAAUGAUUAGAGGGAACGGUUUGAAAUGGACGCGUCAGACGAUGCAACAAUCACCUCUGCCUGUGUUUUCUUAAGGUCUGGCUCGGUUUAUGAACCUCUUAAAAGCAUUGACCUUCCAAGACCUGACAACGAAACUCUGUGGGAUAAAUUGGAUCGUUAUUACAGAAUUGUCAAAUCAACAGUGCUGCUGUAUCAAAGUCCAACCACUGGCCUCUUCCCCACAAAAACUUGCGGUGAUGACCAGAAGGCCAAGGUUCAAGACAGCCUUUACUGUGCUGCUAGUGCCUGGGCAUUAGCACUUGCAUAUAGGCGCAUUGAUGAUGACAAGGGAAGGACCCAUGAGCUGGAGCAUUCAGCUAUAAAAUGUAUGAGAGGAAUUCUCUACUGCUACAUGCGCCAGGCUGAUAAGGUUCAGCAAUUUAAACAAGAUCCUCGCCCAACAACAUGCCUCCAUUCUAUUUUCAAUGUACACACAGGAGAUGAAGUCUUUUCCUAUGAGGAAUAUGGUCAUCUUCAGAUAAAUGCUGUGUCCUUGUACCUUCUUUACCUUGUGGAAAUGAUUUCCUCAGGACUGCAGAUUAUCUACAACACUGAUGAGGUAGCCUUCAUUCAAAACCUGGUAUUUUGUGUAGAAAGAGUCUACCGUGUACCUGAUUUUGGUAUCUGGGAAAGAGGAAGCAAAUACAAUAAUGGUAGCACAGAGCUACAUUCGAGCUCUGUUGGCUUAGCAAAAGCAGUCCUAGAAGCAAUUAAUGGAUUCAACCUCUUUGGCAACCAGGGAUGUUCUUGGUCUGUUAUAUUUGUGGAUCUUGAUGCCCAUAAUCGAAACAGACAGACUCUGUGUUCACUGCUGCCAAGAGAAUCCAGAUCUCAUAAUACCGAUGCGGCACUGCUCCCCUGCAUUAGUUACCCUGCUUUUGCCCUUGAUGACGAUGCUCUUUUUAGUCAAACACUUGAUAAAAUUGUUAGAAAAUUAAAAGGAAAGUAUGGAUUCAAGCGUUUCUUGAGAGAUGGGUACAGAACUUCACUAGAAGAUCCAAACCGACGCUAUUAUAAGCCAGCUGAAAUUAAGCUCUUUGAUGGCAUUGAAUGUGAAUUUCCCAUUUUUUUCCUUUACAUGAUGAUUGAUGGAGUUUUUAGAGGAAAUCCUACCCAAGUAAAGGAAUACCAGGAUCUUCUGACUCCAGUCCUUCAUCAGACAACAGAAGGGUAUCCUGUUGUACCAAAGUAUUAUUAUGUGCCAGCUGACUUUGUGGAAUCUGAGAAGAAAAAUCCUGGUAGUCAGAAGAGAUUUCCUAGCAACUAUGGGCGUGAUGGAAAAUUUUUCCUUUGGGGACAAGCCCUUUAUGUCAUUGCAAAACUUCUAGCCUCUUUUGCUGGAUCUUCAUCCAGCUGUCCCCCAUGCCUGGAACACUCUCCUCUGCUUCAACUACUGAUGUACCUGGCUUCCUCUGAUGACUUAAUAAGUCCCAAAGAUAUUGAUCCAAUCCAGAGGUACAUCCCUGUACAGGAUCAGCGGAAUAUUAGCAUGAGAUUCUCUAAUCAGGGUCCAUUAGAAAAUGACUUGGUGGUUCAUGUAGCCCUGGUAGCAGAAAGCCAACGCCUACAAGUUUUUCUCAACACAUACGGUAUCCAAACACAAACUCCACAGCAGGUCGAGCCCAUUCAGAUAUGGCCUCAACAGGAACUUGUGAAGGCUUAUUUCCAUCUGGGCAUCAAUGAAAAGUUAGGACUGUCUGGAAGACCGGACAGGCCAAUCGGCUGCCUUGGCACUUCAAAGAUUUAUCGAAUCCUAGGCAAGACUGUGGUCUGUUACCCCAUCAUCUUUGACCUUAGUGAUUUUUACAUGUCUCAGGAUGUGUUAUUGCUGAUUGAUGACAUUAAGAAUGCUUUGCAGUUUAUUAAACAGUAUUGGAAGAUGCAUGGCCGUCCACUGUUUCUUGUUCUCAUUCGCGAGGACAAUAUAAGAGGCAGCCGGUUCAACCCUAUAUUGGAUAUGCUGGCAUCCUUUAAAAAAGGAAUGGUUGGGGGAGUGAAGGUUCAUGUCGAUCGACUGCAGACAUUGAUAUCGGGAGCUGUCGUUGAACAACUUGACUUCCUAAGAAUCAGUGACACAGAAGAGCUUCCAGAAUUUAAGAGUUUUGAAGAGCUAGAACUCCCCAAACAUUCUAAAGUCAAACGACAAACCAGUACUCCCAAUGCUCCUGAACUGGAACAGCAGCCAGACAUAUCAGUUGUGGAGUGGAAAAACAAGCCAACCCAUGACAUUCUUCAAAAACUAAAUGACUGCAGUUGUCUGGCAAGCCAAGCUAUCCUAUUGGGCAUACUGCUUAAAAGAGAAGGUCCUAAUUUCAUCACUAAAGAAGGUACUGUUUCUGAUCAUAUGGAGAGAGUCUAUAGAAGAGCCGGCAGCAAAAAACUUUGGUCGGUUGUGCGCUGCGCAGCGAGUCUUUUAAAUAAAGUAGUGGACAGCCUUGCACCUUCAAUUACUAAUGUGUUAGUUCAGGGCAAACAGGUAACUCUGGGGGCCUUUGGGCAUGAAGAAGAGGUGAUCUCUAAUCCUUUGUCUCCAGGAGUGAUUAAGAAUAUUAUCUAUUAUAAGUGUAAUACACAUGAUGAAAGGGAAGCUGUCGUUCAGCAGGAACUCGUCAUUCAUAUUGGCUGGAUCAUAUCUAAUAAUCCUGAACUAUUUAGUGGUAUGCUGAAGAUACGGAUUGGGUGGAUUAUCCAUGCUAUGAAGUAUGAACUACAGAUUCGUGGAGGGGGCCUGCCAGCUUUGGACUUAUACCAACUGUCACCUAGUGAAGUUAAACAACUUCUCUUAGAUAUUCUCCAGCCUCAGCAGAAUGGAAGAUGUUGGCUGAACAGGCGUCAAAUCGAUGGAUCCCUAAAUAGAACACCCAUGGGCUUCUAUGACAGGGUGUGGCAGAUCCUGGAGAGAACACCCAAUGGUAUCAUCGUAGCUGGAAAGCAUUUGCCCCAGCAACCAACCCUGUCAGAUAUGACCAUGUAUGAAAUGAAUUUCUCCCUCCUUGUUGAAGACAUGUUGGGAAAUAUUGACCAGCCUGAAUACAGACAAAUCAUUGUAGAGCUAUUAAUGGUUGUAUCAAUUGUACUGGAAAGAAACCCUGAAUUAGAAUUUCAAGAUAAAGUGGAUCUGGACAAAUUAGUUAAAGAAGCAUUUAAUGAUUUUCAGAAAGACCAGAGCAUACUAAAGGAAGCUGAAAAACAGGAUGAUAUGACUUCCUUUUACAACACUCCACCACUGGGAAAAAGAGGAACAUGCAGUUACUUGACAAAAGUCGUAAUGAACCUGUUGCUGGAAGGGGAAGUCAAGCCAAGCAGUGAUGACCCCUGUAUAGUUAGCUAACAAGGAGAGUAGAUGGUACUUUGUUUAGCUAGAUCCCAUUUUUCAGCGUUAGCUUGGACAGACAUGUUUGCUUUGAAGCUUACCCCCAGACAGUUAUGUAUCUGUUCAUUUACUGCUGGUGAGAUCUUUACCAUAGCACCACAUGAAUUAUUUGGAAUACUGCAUGGAACUCCUAGUUAAUUUUAUAGUUAAAUGCUUUUAACCAACAAAAAUAUUCUUGAGCCCUUCAUAACAAGUCAUGUUCACUGAAUGGCAGAAACUGUGUAGUUUGAAGAUUAAACUCUGUAUAUCGCAUGAGUAUACAAUUAAUGAAAAUGAAACUUUGAUAUUAUAUUAAGUUCCCUGAGCCUAUGGCCAUAAUUAAGUGUUGUGUUUGUGUGGAUAUGUAAAAAAUGUGUGAGAAUGAUAAACUUUUCUUUUACCCAUGAUCAUUAUCAUGUUAGGUAUUAAUAUAAAUUUAAAAUCAGAGUUAACAAUAUCUUGGUGUCAAAGACAAAAUCAUUAAUCAUGUGUGAAGUAUACAGAACUAUUGUAAAAUUUUUACUUUGUGAAAAUGAAGGUGGUUUCAUAUUUGUAUUCCCUAAACCUAGGGGAAAGAGUUAAACACAAAGUAAUAAUGAAUCAGUACUUUCUAAAAUAUUCUCUUUAAGUUUCAAUUAUAUUUAGGACUUUUGUGGAGUUGCUCAGAAGUUUGUUUAAUUAUGGGACUCUAUACCCAGUGUAUACUGGUUAAAAAUUAAUCAAAACUCAUUAAAAUAAUUUUUGUGUUUAAUAAAUUA